Molecule: messenger RNA, 3078 nt
Organism: Dermacentor silvarum
Lineage: Eukaryota; Metazoa; Arthropoda; Arachnida; Ixodida; Ixodidae
Product: acetylcholinesterase
Exons: 2
Coding region: 1-798 (265 amino acids)
Biological process (GO): choline metabolic process; acetylcholine catabolic process
Cellular component (GO): plasma membrane
Molecular function (GO): acetylcholinesterase activity
Source: RefSeq, a predicted model, not a curated record
AUGCCCACGAUAUCGCCAACAGCGCCGAGUACGAGUUCAGCCGCGGCCGCAUAUCGCUGUAUCCCGUGUUCGGCGACUGAGUUCCUGCCCAAGAGCCCGCAGGAGAUGAUGGCGGACGCCAGAAGCUUUAAGGGCACCGAUGUGCUGAUGGGCCUGACCGAGGAAGAAGCCGCGGCGCUCGUGUACUACGGCGGCUACUUCGACGGCGCCCCACCGGACGACAUCACGAUGGGCGACGUGCGCUACGUGGUGGGACUCUUCUUCGGCAUGAUGUACAAGCGUAACGCGGCUCCCAUCAUGAGCUACUAUCUCAACGACACUGACGAGAGCCCGAGCGACGCGCUCAAGGCCGGCGGCCGCGCCAUCGGGGACGGCGUCACCCUCUGUCCCGGAAACGAAUUCGGCGAGGACCUGGCGCGGCGCGGCGCCAACGUCUACUACUUCAUGCUGGCGCAAGAGUCGUCGUUCGGCUCGCAGCUGUUCGGGCCGACGUACGGCGAGGACAUGCUCUACAUGCUCGGCUCGAUGAACGACAUGAGCAAGAGCGACGAGGAGAAACUGCUCUCGGAGAAGAUCAUGAAGAUGCUCGGCAGGUUCGCGCGAACAGGGCGGCCAGACAUGCCUACGAUGAUUUCGGCGUGGCCUCGAUACUCCGAGGAGAACCCCCGGUACCUGUCCAUCUCGGCGAGGAACGCGAGCGUCCAGGUGGGGCCUCGUCUCGAGGAGUGCAACUUCUGGAAGAACUUCUGGAGGCUUCGCGGCGGCAACGGGGCGUCGCAGGACAUCGUGAUCGGCUGAACACUUGUGUUUGUGCGCGCACUGGCAGCUCUGCCUCGCGAGACGGCGUCAGAGUGCGGGACUUCAUCGUUGACGCAAAGUGCUCCGCGCCGUCUUAAUAAGGACCUGGUGCUCACGUUUCUACGUCAGGCUGUGUUCCAGUAUGUAGCCGCUUGAGUUCGCUCCAAGCGGUCCAUACGCCCUCUUGUGUCCUCGCCUCGAACAUCUGUAUUUUGUUUUGUUUGUUUGUUGCUCGCGUUAUUGAACUUAUCGUUUGUUGUGUACCGUGUUGUUCGCUACUGUACGUGCUCUUAAUUUGUUGCUGUUGUUGUUGUUGUUGCUUUUGUGCCCGAAGAAGUGCUUGAACAAUACGUGGAGAUACACAAAAGGAGAAACAGAUUCACCAACGCGAGAACGAGGAAGGGGAUGCAAAAUGUGAUGCUUAGGCAUCGUUCGGGGCCAUGGAGAAUAAGAAUAUGAGUAAAAAGUGCGCAUGGUAUCGGUAUCACUUGGUGUAACCUGAGUGAAGGAACUUGGUGCUAAACGUUCAUAUUCAUAACCAAUAGGCACAACAUUGUCGGUUGCUUCACGACAUUUAGUGUAGGCGUGAAAACAAAGAUGUACCAUGCGACCAAAAUUAUUUCGUCAUCAUGUGAGAAUGCCAUGAGUGAGAGCCAUGUUCGCUUUGGAACGUACACAAGCUUGCUUAACGGUAGUACAAAAGGCAGACGAACCAAGUUGUUGAGGUAGAAUCUUGCAUUGUUGGGUCCUUGGAGACUUAACGUGGCGUCAAGAGAACUCGUGAGCUGAGUCAUUGUGACACGGCUACAGGGCGUCAAUCUUUCACAGUGUCAUGACCGGUUGUACUGAUACCGCAACGUCACAUUUCGUUUAUCUUUUGUGCAACCCUAGGGUUCCAGUACUACGUCGAAUUGUUCGCGUUAACUUUCAGGGGGUAGGGUAUUAGUGCCAGCAGGUUGUAAAACCGCUGGUAAAGGUGUUUUGCCGAAGCAGCAGAGAGGAGUUGAGUUAUCGCUACAAAGUGAAGUAUUCUUGCUUUUGUUUGCUGAACUACAACAACACACGAGAAGAUUAUCCUCCUGUGUGAAGCAAGUCAACGAGAACGAAACAGGAGCGGCAGAAUGGCGUAAUCGUGGUUGGUGAGGUCAAUGUGAACGCAAACGUGGAAUUGCUGCAUUGAGUUUGCCAUGGCUGAAGUAUCCAAAGAGUUGGCAUUUUUUUUAGCGUACCUUGUUUUUUGGGCUUUGAUCUCUUGUUCAGAUUGAAGUAGACUCGUAACAAGCAUCACAGGUUCGAGAGUGACUUUCGUAUGGAUCAAUUUGCCUGAAGGUUGGACAAAUUCAUUUUGUCACAGAAAAAUUCAGCUGAAUGAAAUGAAUAGGAACAACUAAACGAAUACAGUCGCCGCGGUUUCUGGUGGCAGCCGCAGGCCCAAAAUUUAUGUGUUUCUGUUGAACUCAACAGCAAGUGCACGCCCGACGAAAGGACGUGACUUCCAUGUUUUGAACACUUAACGCCGAAAUAGUCCCAUGGGUCACCAAGAAUUACUCUAAAACAACAGAAUAGAAGGGGGUGGGGGGCUCGAACGGGUAGUAUUGCUUGAUAACGGGCACCCGACCGUGGUUUUCGUGCUAGCGUGUCACUCAAACUUACGAUUUCAAAACUCCUCACAUAUUUGGUCUCACUUAUAUGAAAUAUACAAACAUGGCUAAUGAGCUUCUAUCUUAAAAUAUUAAUACUACGAGUCGGUAAACUUGGUAAUCUUAAUUGGUCGUUGGAUGUGUCAGCAUCAACGUCUUGCACGACACUUGCCUGCGCAAUAGCCAGAACUCAGCUAUAUCAGACAGAACUUCAUGUUACCAGCUUAUCACGUAUCCAUUCUAUUGAAUAGCUAUCAAUUCGAUAAUUGCUUCUGGAAAGCAUGAUCCACCUGACUACGUUUGUUUUACAAGGGCGAAGGAGAGCUAUCUGCAAGAAGAAUCCGAGCAGCUGAACAUUUUGACAAAGCAUGUUCAUCGGUUGUUUACACGAGGUUUGGAAAUGCAUAAUCACUGCAUAAUGCAAUCUAUGCGAAAUUAGCAUCGCUGAAAAAAAAAACAAUACAUUUCUUUAAGGUGUAAUUGUUAUUUCCAGUUCACUGCCUUUGUACAAUCACCAGUUGUUGUAGUCUGGACUCACCUGACAGAGAUAAGGAGAGUUCGAACUUCGAACACGUGGCCUCACGAACUUUUCGCCACGUGUACUUAUACUGGAACGAAAAUAAAAACGCUUUGUUUCGUU